UACAUAGAAGACAUAGUCCUAGAAUUACGCAAAGGGAUAACCUUAACAAUUCUUUUGCCGGUAUUAUGAGCGUUAAAAGUUACGCAAAACUUUUGCUUAUAAGUGCAUCUUUUGCAAUAUUUACGCAUUGGGCGUACGAGGUUUUGACAAGGAAAAAGAAGAAAGACAAACCUAUAGAGGUUCACGAAGUAAUUAUGUUUUCAAGCGACUCCACAGUGCUGAAAAAGAGUAAAUAUUCUCGAUGCGUGAUUACAGAAAGUAUGGAACGACUUUUGUUCCAUUUGAACUCACCGCGGUACUCCUUGGACAUCUGCAUGUAUGUUCUGACUAAUAUGGAUAUGGCGAAUGCUAUCCUGAAAUUAAACUAUAAAGGUGUGAAGGUAAGGAUCAUAAUUGAUGCUGAUAUGGCGUUUUCAGCCGGCUCUAAUGUGAGAAAAUUGGAAAAGCAAGGAAUUCCUGUAAGAUGGAUGAAGAGCACCAAUUUAAUGCACCAUAAGUUCUGUAUACUUGAUGCAUCUGUUGAUGGUGACAAAGUUACUGAAGUGACACCCCUAGUGAUAAUGGGGUCAUUGAACUGGACUAAUCAAGCAUUAAAUGGUAAUUGGGAAGAUGUGACAGUUACCUCCCAAGAGAAGCUGGUAAGACAAUUCAAGGCAGAGUUUGAGCGACUGUGGGUGUUGUUUAGGCCUAUUGUUAACAUGUCUUAAUAUUUACGAUUGUUUAAUAAUUAUAGUAAAUAAAUCUUUAACUGGUCAUAUGUCAUGUAAAGUUGGUUUAAUAUAAACUGG
Molecule: messenger RNA, 788 nt
Organism: Hyposmocoma kahamanoa
Lineage: Eukaryota; Metazoa; Arthropoda; Insecta; Lepidoptera; Cosmopterigidae
Product: mitochondrial cardiolipin hydrolase-like
Exons: 1
Coding region: 66-707 (213 amino acids)
Biological process (GO): piRNA processing
Cellular component (GO): mitochondrion
Molecular function (GO): RNA endonuclease activity producing 5'-phosphomonoesters, hydrolytic mechanism
Source: RefSeq, a predicted model, not a curated record